Messenger RNA from Mucor mucedo, 2233 nucleotides. RefSeq names its product rab-GTPase-TBC domain-containing protein. The record is from RefSeq and is a predicted model, not a curated record. The transcript is spliced from 4 exons. The coding region runs from base 65 to 2185 and encodes 706 amino acids. NCBI's taxonomy places the organism in Eukaryota, Fungi, Mucoromycota, Mucoromycetes, Mucorales, Mucoraceae.
AGCUUUUUUAAUUUUAUAUAUAUAUUUCCCUUUUUCUCUCUUUUAUAUAUUUUAUUUGGAAAACAUGACCAUGAAAGAUGAACACAUGUUGGAGGAGUUUGGAGAUGUUGACUUGACCGGAAGUUUAUCAACCACUCAUCUGGCGGACAAUCUCUUGGCGGAUAAAUUACUGGAUGAAUUAUCCUCAUUGCCUGCACCAUCACUUUAUUCCACCAUGAAUUCGUCUAGAAACACAUACGAUCAAUUCUUUGAGGAAGUCUCGUUGGAUUUACCGAGACAGCAACAGCAACAACAGGAAGAAGAACAGACCACUCCACCCAGGCUCAUCAAGUUUUUACCUCGUAACAACAACACCACCAACAAUAAAACGUCGGUCCAUGCUCGUACCGAACCUUCUUCAGAUACAGCCGGCCCCUUUUACUCUAUUUCGGACGUUUUGGACGAUACUGACUUGACACAUAGUAGUACUACCUCGGUGAAUAUUGUAGGAAGAGAAAGUGGGGAUUAUGAAUCCAUUGAUGUGAAUAAUCCUACAAACCCAAGAGCUGCCAGACGUAAUGUGAAUGAAGCAGAGGUCAUUGCUACUUCUGGUGGUACCUCCAUGGGUCCCGUAAGACGCCGUUCCAUCUUGAAUCCUUUCAAACGAGGCAAAACCAUCAAUCAAAAGCCCUCACCUCUGGAAACUGUGAUUUCCAAGACCCGACCUCGUAUGCUUCCACCUAAAGACCCACAAGAGGAAAAGAAGCAUUUACAAGAGUAUGAGAGUAUGAUGCGAAAAGCUCGAAAGCUGGAAGCCAAGAAACAAAAGGACCUGUAUCGUAAAAAGGAAGAAAAGGAUAAAAAGACAUCAUUUGCUAUUCAGACGUGGGAGAAUGAGAUUAUCCCGCAAUGGAAAUCCAGAGUCAAUGAUAAGCGUACAAUACAAUUAUGGGAUGCUGGUGUACCCCCACGAUGUAGAAAAAAGGUAUGGCGUCUCAAGAUUGGAAAUGGCUUGAAUAUUUCCAAGAAUACAUUUCAUGAGUGUCUACGAAGAGUACCUCAAGCGGUACGUACAAAGGAUCAACCUCCACCUAGAAAAUCGCAUGAACCAGACCCAUCUUAUGGUAUACGUAGACAGAGAAGAACAAGCAGCUUGGAUGUGUUACGAGAACAAGAAGAACAUCAUCGGUUUGAUGAGGCUGAUAGAAGAUCCUUGGAAUUGAGACCGUCAUCUUCUACUACUUACUCUUAUGCAACCGCUGAAUCUGAAUCGGGUGCUGAACCCAAUAAUCACAAACGAGGUGAAUCCUUUGGUGGAAGAAGUGCUAUGGAAUUAGAUUCAACACGUAAUAGUACGGUAGAAGAGGAUGAUAUUGGUUUAGAAGAUGAUGAUGGGGAUGAGGAUACGAGUAGUCAGGACGAUGAAGGGGAAGACGAUGAAGAUAAACGACUUAAGGACCCAACAGCCAUUAAUUUCCUAAAUAAGGCCAUUGAUGAAGAUAUUUUACGUACAUUACCCAGUCUAUGUGUAUUUCAGCCCGACGGACCUUUAUUUAUGUCGCUUCGUAAAGUACUUCAUGCAUAUGUCGGUUAUCGACCCAGCUUGACCUAUUCACGAGGAGCCUCUUUUUUAGCAGGUGUACUUUUACUCAACAUGAAUGCACACGAGACAUUUACAUCGCUCCUGAAUAUGAUUCAUGGCAGCGAAGUACUUUCAGCGCUGUAUAAAUCCGAUGAGAAAAAGAUCCAAGGUUUUUUCAAAGUGUUUAAUGUGAUAUUUGCAGAAAAUCUACCCAAGCUUUAUUUACAUUUCAAGAACUUGACAUUGACACCUGAGAAUUACUUGCCGGAUUGGUUUAUGACGGUGUUUGCAUCGGUUAUCCCAUUGGAGUUAUCGUCAAGGUUAUGGGACAUUUAUUUACUGCAUGGUGAUAUCAUCUUGUUUCGUACAGGUUUAGUUGUGUUGAAAUACCUAGAGCCCUUGUUGUGGGGUGGUGACUUUAGUGAGACCGUCAAGAUUUUAAAUAUGGGUUUUGUUGGUGAACAUCGUGGUGAGGAAGUAAAGGCCGCCUUGGCUGUGAGUGGUCAUAUCACGGAUGGGGAUGAAGAUCCAUUCUUUGAUGAAAUAUUAGGUCGUAAAGGUGUACAUUUAGAUGAAACAAGAUUUAAUGAAUUAUUGGGUGCUCAUAUGCCCAAAUCAUUAUAGUUUUUUUUUUUUUUUUUUUUUAUAUUUUUUUUUUUUCUUUUUUUUUUU